AAAUUAUGUAAAUAUGGCGUCUCAUGAAGAACCGAUUCAACUCCAGUGUAUUUCAGAAUUGAAUAAAGACCGAGAGAGAUACUCCUUAAGUGUAUACAAGGUGAAAAUUUGAAACUUAACGUGCUCUUAGUAAAUAGUUCGCACAUUUCACAUGUUGUAUUGUGGUUUUAAAUCGUGUGUUUAGUUUUAUUUUCGGAUGGCGGCCAUAUACAAUAGUGUUGGGUCACCCCAAAAAAUCUUGAAAUUGUUUGCAGAACUGAAAAGUUGGUGAAUAUUCCAGCCUAAAACUAAUUGCUGAACGCGAAAGUGUCUCCCUACAACUCCUACUCACAGCGGAAUUCGCUCGCCCUUCGGUUGGUUGUUCUUAUUUUGGAUUUUGUUUGUUUUAUUCGCUAGAAUGGAAUCCCAAGCGAUAUCUCCAGCCAAGAUGAAUUCCAAAGAGUUUCAAGACCUGAUUAAGCCCUGGAUUGUUAUGGAAAAACUUGAUGAUAUACUAAAUAAUAAAUCAGAAGCCUUUGAGAGGAAAGUUCAAGCUCUAAUUGAAGUAUGGAAAAGCGUUUCAGAGUUGGAUUUUUCAAAGUUUCGCAUUCAGAAUAUAAUAAAGAUUGUUGAUUGGGCCAAAUUGCAUGCUUUGGACAUUGUCCUUAAUGGUAAAUGGAGAAGCCUUAAAGGCACUUUUUGCGAUGAUCUAGUGAAAUAUAUUGGGGAGGCACAGGCAGGCUUGGCGAGUCGUAAUAAUGCUUUUUCAUCCCGUUGCGAAAAACUUGCUGAUGUGGUCAGAAGUCCGUGGGAACAUCCUGUAUUGUACAAGCUUAUCAAUAUUAGAGAUGUCGAAAUUGGUCCAGAAGAAAUGGAAUUCUUUUGUGUCGAGACUAUAUAUCUUGUAUCAGUCCGUUUAAAGAAGCUUUGCGAAAAUCGCUGUCAAGAUCUGGCCCUCAAUCUAUCUACUAACUAUUUAAAAUAUAAAAAACAAGCUACUCUUCAAAAUAUGAGUUUGAACGCAACAGACACGCAACUUUGGUUUAUUUUUGAUAUUCAUAUCGCGCUCUUAUACAAGUAUCAAGAGAAACAUAUGAUUAAUAAGGAAUUGAAAGAACUCCCAUUAGAAGAGGGUGUACUGCUAGUCAGAAGAUUCACACGGAAACGUGUAAAGAUUGCAAAGAUAUGGUGUAAUUUUGAGAAAAUUGCUAUGUAUGGCUGUAGAUUUUUUCUGGCCAAAGCUUUGACGUGUGAGGGCGAUGCAAAACAAGCUCAAAUAUAUUUACUAAAAACGUACUUGGAACUAUCAAAUACAGAAACUCUUCUAGAACAUUUUAUUCUGUCUGUGAGAAACUUCACAAAGUUAGCAGAUGCAGCGGGCUUGUUUGUUAUGUGUGAAGUUAUCCACAGAGAGGGUUCGGGUUCCAAAAUGUUUCACUUUGCCAUAGAGAUGUUUAUCAGGGCGAUUACAGCUGACAUGAAUGAGAUUGAACGUUUAAAACAAACCAAUGAAAUUGCUAAAAUUAAGAACACAAGUGCAAGAUUGGCGCAAUCUUUUGAAUAUUUGGGUGAUUUGCUAGAUCAUGAAGUUAAAGUAGCCCGUGAAAUUGUUUUGACAGCUUUUAGUAUCUACCCUACGCAGCAUCGCUUCAAUAGGAUUCUAGAUAUGGCAAGGAGAAGUGGCUAUAAAGUUCUGGAUACUGGCCAAGGAGAAUGGAAAUGCAGAUUACAUCCUCCAGUAGAACCUACGGAUGAUUUACAAUGGAUAUGUCCUGAAUGUGGACAAUGGAUGUGUGAACCAGUUUUAACUGAUCCUAGUCGCGUUAACAACAUUCCAUUGCAAGAAGCUUUGCAAGAAUGUCUGCUGGAUAUACCACUGACGAUUCGCGAUGAUCUUGUAGUAUGUUUAUCUAAUCCCAGAUAUCAAAUCUUAAGCUGGGGUUUGUCGUGGGAUGACUUACACAAGCUCUGUAUAUUCUAUCUCAAUGAUCCGGAAAAAACCAAAAAUUUUGUUACUGAUCUUAAAUUUAUUAAAAUUAAACUGGAUUACAGUAAGUUCGUUAACAUAAAACGAGAACCAGUUGAUGAAUAUCCAGGAAUAGAGAAGGGGUAUGAGCAAUAUUUGGAUAUAGAUUUUAAUCCUGAAGAAGAAAACUCUACUGUGAGUGACAAUGCUCCAAUAUCUACUGAAGAUAGUGAUGAAAAUGGAGAUAAUUCUCCUCUUUCUCCAUCAACAUCUAAUCCUGAUACACUCAAAAGCCUCCGAAUGUAUAGGCCAAAUCUUAAAAGGAAAAACAUGGAUGGCCAAAUUCUCAUUCAAGAAAAGGAACUUAGUCAAACAGAAUCUAAAGUUGCUAGAAUUGCUUCAACUGACUCAAGCAUGACUUCAGAAGGUAAUUCCAGUGACUAUAAACCGCAAAAUGUGUUAGCAACCAGCUACAUUUCCCAAAUACUUCCUUCUUGCACGCAAUCAUAUAGAAACCAGAACUGCAGUGAAAAUUUUGAAGCAACUACUUUCAAUAAUAUAUUUAAUGACUUUGACUCUGAGAAUAACUCUAUAGAUGAUAUCGAAUUAAAACAGGCUUUUAUCAAUGCAAAAAACGCGAAAGCUGCUGACUCUGAGAAUAACUCUAUAGAUGAAGUCGAAUUAGAAACAGAUAAACAGGAUAUUAUCAAUUCAAAAAACGCGAUGGCUGCCACAUUGCCCCAACUUGGCGAGCAAGUGGCACAGAAGCAGUUAAGCCAAGUACCUUACCAACAUCAGCUUCACAAAGUCGAGCAGUUCCAGAGGGCGCCCAUGCAGAGUUAUACCGUAGCCAAAAGCAGUCUCGAUCCAAAUGGGGAAUCUUUAGAGAGAAUGAAACGACUCAAAGUUCAAAUAAUACCAUUGGAACAUCCCCAAUCGCCUCCACGGAAGAACUUAGUAACGAAACAGAAUUUAACCCAAGUACUAGCACCCUCGGUAAUGAAACAGGGUUUUCCCCAAACUGUGCUGGAGUCUCCGGUUUCAGCACCAACAACUCUAAAUAUAAUUCCGGAUCUUCAACAAACACCAUCCGCGCCAAACCAAUUAGAGAAAAACUUGGCAUCAAUGAAAUCUGCCAAAGACUUGGUAGUACUAUUACACAGAGUACCAGAGUUGAAAGCCUCAUUGGCAGCAACACAACCGAAAUUCCUAUUACCAACAGCCAAAUCAACAAUACCAAUAUCGACACCAGAGCCAGUGACGAUCGCCUACGCAGACUCCUUAUUACCAACUCCCAAGUCAACAGUAACAUGCAGCCCAGAACUGAAAACCUCACCAUCAACCAGCACAAUAGCCCUUUCCACGACAGAACUAAAUGUUUCGUUUGCUUACAAGCCAGCCUUCUUAGCAUCACUGGUAAUGUCCCCAAUAGAACUGAAUACAGUAAUACCGGAACAGACGAUAUGCAAGACAGAAGUAGACCUCCUAAUGUCCCCAACAGAACUGAAUACAGUAAUACCGGAACAGACGAUAUGCAAAACAGAAGUAGACCUCCAGCAGACGACAGCCAAUACAGAAACAACAACUAUGACAUCAGUAGAUUUUGCAACUCCCUUGCUCGCUGGCCUCACGACCUGCCUUCCCAAAGUCGACUUGCUGCCGAAGACUACACUGGAACUGGAAGAUAUGCCGAUAUCUACAACCAACCUCGUCCCGAAUAUGACCCCCAAACUCGACAACCUGGCUACCUCUACUUCAGCAGUCAACCUGCUAACGGCCUCUACUACAGCACUGGAUAUUCUGAACACGUUCAAAACAGACCUGCAUUUUUCGAGCAAGUUCAAAACGGAACCGGAUGUCCUGGCCAUGCACAAAGCGGGAUUCAAAACCCUUCCUUCCCUACCCAACCUAUCGAAUCCCAGUUCUUCAACUGCUUCGGCAGUGUACUCGGUUACCAAAUGGGGCAGCUCAUUUCCUCAGUUCAGGGCAUGUACCAAGCCCCCGGAUACAUGUAUAACAACAGAGACCCUGGCGACGUGCACAACACCAGAGACCCUGGAGACAUGCACAACAGCAGCGACCCUGGAGACAUGCACAACAGCAGCGACCCUGGAGACAUGCACAACAGCAGCAGCGACGUUGCUGACGAAGAACUUGUAUAUUCCUCAGGCUCCAGUCCAAAUCCAACCGGAGACUCUCCCCAACUUGACGAGUCACCAAGAUUCUCCAACAGCAGUGGUACGCCCAGUCAAGACCCUGGAGACAUGCACAGCACCAGAAGCUACAUUGACGGAGGAUACGUACGCUCCUCAAACUCAUCCUCCUCAGGCUCCAGUCCAAAUCCAAUUGGAUACGACUAUACCCAGCUUAACGACUUGCAAAGAGUCUCAAACAGCAGUGGUAUGCCCAGCCAAGCCCCGGGAGACAUGCAAAACACCAGAAGCAACAUUUUUGACGGAGGAUUUGUACCCUCCUCAAACUCAUCCUCCUCAGGCUCCAGUCCAAAUCCAACUGGAUACGACUAUUUCCAGCUUAACGACUUGCCAAGAGUCUCCAACAUCAGUGGUAUGCCCAGUCCGUUUGAUAUCGCAAGAGGUUAUGCAAACUAUACUGCCUGGCGCAACAAUCAAUCAGGGAGUCUGCAACGCUUCGGUCAAGUUAGAGCAGAUUCAGAAAGCUCCGAUAAUGGCGCAGAAGGUAUAUACGAUCCCUUCUUCAGAAGUCCGUCUUCACAAAGAUGAAGUUUCAGAAUGCGAUAAAAAGACUGAUAUUCAAUCAACAAAAAAUGGACAGGAUAUGGCUAGUGAUAAAAUAGGAACUGAUAACAAAACUGUUGAAUCUGCUUCUGUAACAAUAAUAAAUGGAGCAGAUAACUGUAGCACAAUAAAUAAUGUAAAUACAAAUCUAAGCUGUGAUAAUGAUACAAAUGAUGUGCCACUUAAUGACCUUGACGAAGAUAAUAUAGAGGGGCAUGAAAUAGUGAUUAUAGUUGUUGAAGAAUUAGACUUUCCUCUUUCUGAGACAGCUAUAUUUUCUGAAAAUGAGGAUGCUGAUAUCAUCACUGAAAAUUUAACCAACAUUGAUUUCACCUCUACCAAUGUUACUGCUGCUGUGCUCAAAGAUAUUCCUAAUUCUCAAGAAAUUGUGCAAGAAAAUAUUCCUGAAGAUUCUCUACCAUUAGAUGACUAUUCUUGCACUUUGGACACUGCUUCAAGCACUUCAGAAAUAAAAACUAAUAAUCUGCAGGUAACACCUAGUUACUCGCAGGCCGAUAGUAAAUGUUUGAAUCAAUAUGAAUCACAUCAAAAAUUUCCAAAGACAGACGUUUUGGUGCAACGUCUUGAAUCCAGUUUUGUAUUGAGGGAUUCUUGCAAUUUCCAUAAGAAACCAAAGAUCGAAAACCUAGCCAGUGCAAUUAAAGAUAAUUACGUUAAAACUAAUAAAGAUUUUCAAUCAAACAUAUCAGUUUUUUCCAAAGCUAAAAAUGACAGAACUGUGAAAUUACAAUUUAGUUUGGAUGAUGCAUCGGAAUCAUGGAUUCCCUGGAAGUGGCAAAAAACGAACUUGAAAAUAUAUUCAAAUAACCGAAAAAGAAAAUAUGAUAGUUGUUUUAAGCUAGAUAAUGAGGAAAAGGACUGUAAACCAUUUUCACUAAAUUUCCAACGUUCAACCAAGCAGAUUUCUUCGCCCAAAGCAAAUGUGAUCAUAGCAAAUCCAGAAUAUUGCAAACUCCCAAUUAUUCUAAAUAAAUAUGUGAAAAAAACUCCAUUUUAUGACUUUACCAAUUACAAUGAAAUCAGGUCGAAGAAAAAUACCUAUGGAAGAAAGUCAUAUCAAAAGUAUAAACUUGUACAAAAAACUCGUGAAUCCAUUCAACAACCUCCAAGAAUCUUGAAUAGUGAAAUGGAAAAUUUUAUAAGAAGUGUUCCAGGCUUACAUGAUUACUCUGAAAUAUCACCUACAAACAUGACCCAUGUUGUAAAUGUAGUGGAGCAUGGUGACCCACGUUCCUCAACUGUAACGAAUACAAAUACACAAGCAAGUACUCAAGUGACACCACACAUUCAAAGGAUUGGACAAGCAAAACUAGAUAGGAAAACCGAUCGCUACGAUGUGGAUCCAGAACCUUCUAGCUCAACAGUGAUGAAUGCACCCUCGACCUCACAAUCAACCCUAAUCAAUAUUCUUAGACAAGACAAAACAAGCCAAAAAUCCACACAACCCAGGCAGACACCUAUGGUCAACAUAUUAUCUCAACAAAUUUACAUGCCAUCAUUAGAUCCACAUCAGAAUGCUACUGUUAUAAAAGUCGAGCCAGAGGAUCAUGCAGAUGUGCAAGCAACUAAAACUGUAAAUACUAAUGUAAGGAUUGUAACUACUACUACUCAGGCUGGAGCCACACCUACAACUUCAAUUCCUGCUCAAGGUGGUGCCAUUUUACAGUUUAUUUGUAAAAGCUCUUUGCCGAAAUUUCAACAGGCGUUCGGAAAAGCUGUUUAUCAACCUGGUACAACUUCUGAAGUAGGCACAUCCGAAACAUCAGCUACUCCAAGUGAAGUAACUAACCAAACGCAAACAGCAGCUAUAGUAGAAACAAAAAAGGCUGCUGCUAAAGCUGUACCAGUUAAUGUUCAGCCUAUUACUGGAAAUGUAAUUUUUAGAGGGCAAGUGCCGAUCGGGCAGACAGUCAGUUUAAUACCACCUGGUAGCAAUACUAGGCAGCUUUUUAGAAUAACUGGCUCUACACAUGAGCAAAUAAGUCUUGUGAAAGAAACAGUUAUCCAAAAUAAAAUGAGUGCUUUAUUGGCAGCGGCCCUACAGGGCAAGCCUAAAAUUACUGAGCAAAAUGGUGAACUGGUGGAAGAAUAUUCUGCUACCAGAAUUACUUUAUGUCGACCUGGUAGUGUUCCUCCAAAUGCUACCAGAAUUGUCAAACCAGUUCAACUACAGAUUCCUGCUAAUGUAAUACGCACACCUCAGCCCAACGUGAGUUCUACUACUUUAGAACAGCUCAGAGAAUUUGACAUGGUCUAUAAGCAAGUGAAAGAAAGAAGUAGUAACCCUGCUCUACCAGAGGCAACACCUCAGACUACACUAGAAUCUUCACAACAACAAAGAAUCAGCUUUACUUAUGUCAAUCAAGUUCAGAAGUAUACUCAACUUUCCCCUGUAGUAGUUGUGAGCAGUUACAGUCCUAUACAGCAAGCAGUUUCUCCUGCGGUUAGCGUUACCUCCCAAAGUGGUAGUGGCUCUGGUGUAACUGAAGUGGCUACUAUUGCGGUACCCAAAGUUGCUGUUAAAUCUUCCAAAGGAAAGAGUAUUAAAAGCUCUGUUGUGAAAACAUCGCCCACUACAGUAGUACCCGCUCUACCUAAGCCUCAACAAAAACCCCAAGAGGAUGAACACACUACUCAGCGAAUAUUUGAUAUUCUUGCUGAAUAUGCAGAGCAAUUAAGAAACUCACCUGAUUUAAACAAUAAGCCCGCUCCUAGAAGACGAUCUAAUCCCCCCACUAACCCCAGUUCGAGUGCUUCUAGUUCCCCUAGUAAAAAGAAGAAGAAAAAGAGUACUAGUUCAUCUACAAGUAAUUUAGUAGAAACUGACAAUGAAGAUCUAACUAUGGGAAGUGAAGAUAGCUCAGGAGGAAAUGCUGUCCAGCUUUCUAUGACAGAUGAAGAACAGUCUCAGUCUGCCAGCAUGACUCCUCCUGAAUCAAAUUUAGAGCCUGCAACUUCGAAUACCACAACACCUAGGCCUCUUAUCGUAACAGACACUUCGAGUCAACCUAGAAAUGUCAUUAUUGCUGAUUCUAGUGUGGGUGAAGCUUUAAAAAUACCUAGCACAGCCCUUCUAAUGCCUGGAAACUACAUUAUGCCUGUUUCGGUAGUGAAAGGUGGACAACAAAUAGCUGUAGUUUCAGGGGGUAGCAAAAUCCUUACUACAGUGCCUGCUCGGUCUGGACAAAAUAUGCUCUUAUUACAAAGUUUUGUUAAUCAAAAUAAAAAGAGUGGUAUCUCUACUGUCAAGUAUUCCACUCUUCAGCCGUUUUCCACUAUCUCGCAGAAUGUAACCACUGUAACCGCUCAAACUUCUGCUAUUUUGCCUUCCAAUUCGGUAUCAACUGUUUCUCUGGGGCAGCCUAUAACACUGAAAAAGUUCGACGAUAAGGAAAGGGGAAAUAGUACUGAACUACUACUUACUAUUUCACAACCGAGAGAGUCUGUGAAAAUUGACAACACAGAAGUACCACAGCCCGAUAGUAGCACGAACCUACUGCACUGUGGAGCUAUAGAAGUUAAAAUUGAGGAAGCUAGCUCAUCACAUUUAUCGAAUAAUGAAGUUUUUAAUAAUAUUCAGGAAACUAACAGUGUUGCAACUUCAGUUAUCGCAUCUGUAAUCAAAAAAGAUGAUGAUGAAAUUCAGACAGGCGAUUCAUCUAUGAAAGGAGCUGGAGUUCCCCGCAUCGCCUCUGUUUUGGUAAACACUUCAACUUCAAAUGGUCCAAUGCUGUCCCACACCAAUACCCGAUACAGAAAAGCUACAGAAGGGGUCGAAUGUACAUCUGCUUCCACCAAACAGUUCAACCAUAACAUAGCCAAGAUACCACCAGCUACCGCUAGAGUCCUCAAAAACAACACUGUUUAUUACGCCAUUAGAACAAAGAAAGCUGUCAGCAAAAAAAUCGAUAGUGAUAUGCAAAAACAAGCCGCUAUUGAAAGAGAAUUACGACUCCAAAAGACUCUUUCGGAAGAAUGUGAAGAUUUAGGAGUUGAUGAGCCAAGCACCAGUGAUUUGUUUCCUGAAGCAGACUUACUUUUUGACUCGAAUCAUUCACCAUCUUAUGACCAGUCAGGUCAAAGGAUUCAAGGUACUGAGGCUAAAGGCAAAUGUUCAUUGCAUUUAUUUAGUGAUGAUGAAAAUUCUGAACCGCUAAGAAAUGAUCUUUUUGAUUAUGUGGAGUAUCAUCCUCCGGAACCUGGAAUAGACCAAGUGAAUGGUAAUACUAUUUCUAGUGACUCUGCUUUGUCUUGUGAUGAUUCUACACUUCUUCCAAAUUGUGGCUCUAUGUCAGAAGUUACAUUGAAUUCUCCAAUAUCUCUAGAUUACCCUGACAAUAGCCAUAAGUACAAAUAUAAGUAUACCAACAGAAAAAAAGGGGAAAAAUUUAAUAAACCUCCUGAAAACUGGCAAGAAGUCACUGAAGUUACAAGUUCCGAAGAUGCGAUGGAAAUAGUAAAGGAAGAUGAUACUCUUAUAGCGGUACAAGAAGAAACAGUUAUUGAUGAGUCAUUAACUGAGGUGGAAGCAAAUGAAACAGACGCCCCUAAAGAUUCUGUAGCAGAAGCAGCAGCAGCACGGUGCCCAAUUCAUAAUUCCAUAGACAUUAAGAGCCCUAGGAAAGCAUUGAAAAAAAUAUGUUUGUGUUUUAAUGGCACCAGCAAAAGUCCAAAUACCACCAGCGCAAAAAGAAGGUUUAAUUCACAAGGUCCUACUUCAUGUAAGAAAGUGUUAAUUAAUAAGAAAAGAUAGUGCAAAAAAAGAAGAAAACAUUAUUUCUAUUAAUCAGUUACAGGUCCAGGGGCAACAGAAUUAGCAUAGUGUUUUCAAAAUUAGAUACCUAAUAAUAAUAUGUAUUAGUUAGGUCCAGAGAAUUUCUUUAUCAAAAAAAAAAAAAAUCUCUAGGCAGUACAGAGUGUCCCGUUUUCAUGUUUCCUAUAUAAAAGCCUAUUCAAGAUAAUCUUAUGAAAUUACAUUGUUAUCAGUAAAUAUAAAGUCAAUUUGUUCAAUGAAAGUUGUUAUUGUCAGUUUCUAGUGGACCUGUGGAAUAUGUGUAUGUGACAAUAAUAGCUAUUUCUAAAAUAAAAGGUGUGGAAAUUCUAAUUUUGCCUCCUUCUGUCUUGCAAAAAAGUAGCAGAGUAAUUUCGAAACAUACAAAAACAAGGCACCCUGUACUAUAACAAUAUUUACCUACUUUGUAAUAAUAAAUUUAAAGUAAAAUACAGGGUGAACCAGGGCUUGCAAGCCCUCAGUAUUGUAAAAUAUCCCGUAUAAGGACAAAAACUAGAGAGAAAUUGAAAAGCUUGAUGUGUGUAACAUAGAUACAUAAUAAUAUGUAGCUUUUAGGCUUUUAUUAUAAGUAUUGUAAAUAAUUAUUUGUUCAUAGAUUUGCUUCACUCAUUUUACAUUCUCUUGUCCCUGGAAAUAUUUAUUUAUUACAGAGAAAAAUAUUUUUAGAGUUUAUCAAGGGUGCUUAGUAUUUUACAAAUUUUUCAGGUGUGCAAUUAUCAUUAAUAUUUUCAAUAACAAAAAUUUUGUACUUCCCUAAUGAAUUCUACAAAUAUUUAUUUCUAGCUUGUUAAAUCUUUCAUUGUUGACUAAAUUAAAUUGAAUAAAGGGGUUGCACACUAGUACAAAUGCAAGGUUUGCAGACUCAAUAAAUACAUGUUAAAAACAUUAUGUAAAAGAAGCCAUUGCUACGUUUGCAAUCUGUAACAGUACCUCUAACUGUAAAUUUCUUCUCGUAAAUUGUAAAAAUAAAAUAUUUAAAUUAAAUGUGCAGUUUUUCGAUGUAUAUAAUUUAGCAUAGAUCAAUAAUAAUAAUUAUAGAAACUAAGCUGGUGGCUACAUUCAAUGUUAUUUUUGAGUUGUUGCAAAGGGAGUUCUAGUUUAAUCUUUUUACACAGUAUUAAAUAAAGGGCCAAUGAUACACAGUAACAGCUAUGUAUGUAUGUCAUUAGGCCAAGAAGUAGGUCUUUUUGUGCUGGGCUGAACAAUUGAGCUUGAAGAUAAAAUAAUUUAAACCUAUUUAGUUUUUCGUCGGAUAUGUACUUUUAUAAGUAAAGACCUAUGGCAGAUUUUAGCUUCAAUUUGUUUUUUCUUGAGUUCGUGUAGAAGGGUUGAAUUUAAGAAGAAAAAAAAAACAUUUAUGUUUAUGGGAUGGUUGUGGAGAAUAUUUUUUGGUAUCAAGACCUCAAAACUUUCUUGAAGUUGAAACCAACUCAGUUGUGAGUAAACCAAUGGUGAAACUUUUUGCUCGAUUCCAAUGGAUUAAAAAAAAAUUCCAAUAAGUUUAUUUAGUUAUAGGGUUCAAAUUUAUUAUAUUUUUUAGGCAUUUUCAGCGGAGUUCCUGUUUAUUUUAUUAAUGUAUAAUUUAUUUUUUAUUUCAAAACUGUAUUUUCCAUACAAUGGAUGGAUUUUUGUAAUUUUUGGAAUAGCAUUAUUGGAAUUGCUGCUACAGAUGUCAUGGAUAGUGAGUGCUGGUUAUAGACCUGGUCCUAGGUAGCUGAAUAUCAUAUGAUUAUCCUGCCCAAAGAUUUUUUAACUGUAUUCAGCUUAAAAAUAUAAGGAUUGCAUAAUACCUAUAUAAAUAAAAUACCUAUAAAUGUUAUACAUGCAUACAAUAAUAUGUAUCUCAGCCACAAAGUUUUUUUAUGCAGGGUUUUUCUAAAACAGCUGUGCAGUCAAAAAGCAUUUUCUCGUCUGUUGAUGAUAUUUUUGAAUUCUACUGAAAAUUCUAGACAUAUUGAAAUUGGAACUUGACUUUUUUGCAACUUUGAUAGGCUGUAGAACCUAAAUGGGUAAUUUUAGAGCAACAACGAUCCCACAUUCUUAUCUCCGUUGAAGGUGGGUAUGGAAUUUGUAGAAUUCAAAAGUUUCAUAAUAGACGCGAAAUGCUUCUUGGACCAUCCUGUAUAAAAAAAACUUUGUGUGAAAAAUGUUGGCUAAUACACACUUGAUAAUAAUAUGUAUUAAUAUCAAAAAUUGUCGAGAAUCAAUCAACUUUUUCCACUCUUUGGCUAUUGAAAAAUGCACCGGAUACCAAAUAUCCCUGACAUCUCUACGAGUAGCCACUAGGCGAAGGACAAAAAAUAUCAUCUUAGGAUAAGGUGUUAACAUGCUACUUCAAUUUUAAGACGCAAUACAAUUCAGUCAUUAUUAUUUUUUAUUUGUGUUUAAAAAUAAUUAUUUUAUUAUGUUGUUUUUUUUUAUUAAUUAUUGUAAUCAUAUUAAAAAAAAAUUAUGCCAUCACUUCCUUAUUUUUUGUAUGUCUUUAACAGCGUGAACUAGACCUUAGGAUUAAUCCAAUGAAAUAUCGCAGGGGAAUCAGAGACUUUGGCUUGGCUGUAACAAAGAUUAUAAGAGACUGAUUUGAAACACUUGUGAUAGUUGGGUUUUGAUUAAAGUCGACUCCAAAUGAUGAUUAUUUAAACAUUUAUUGACUGUUUUAUUGCUAAAUUUAUUUUCGUAAUAUGUGAUGUGAUGGCAUAUUUUUUUAUAUUAUUAUUAGGUUUUUUUUUUUGAGCAGAAUGUUCCAGAUUUUUUUUAUCGAUAAUAUUUUGUGAUAUGGUCUUCGUUUUUGUUCCAAUUUAAGAGAGGGACACUACCGAAAUAUUACCUCAAGAAAUUUCAGAUAUCACCUAUGUCUAAUGUUUAGUUAUCAUGGAAUCAUCAAUUGCACUUUCCGAAGAAAAAAACUGGAACAUUCUCGACAUUUUAUUUUUUGCUUUUAAUUUGAGCAUAUAUUUUAAAAGCCUCGGAUUUUGUAAUUUGCAUUAUUUACCCGUCAUAUGCAUUUUUUUUUUUGAGUCCAGGGCUUUGACUUAUAUUAAUGUGUUGAUCCAUUCAUAUAGUUAGUAAUUUUCAUUUGCAUCCCAUAUUGAGGGCAGGAAAAUUAGUUAUCAGAUCUUACAUAGAUUGACCAUCAUAUUAUUAACCAAUGUUUCCAAGUAACCUCCUUUGAUAUGGGAUCUUCCGUACUGUAUUAUAAUUCAUUAUUUCUGUAUACUCAACUUGUGUGUUGUAUACAGAUUCCAAAUUAAUUAUAUUUGUAUAAGACAAAUGUAUGUUUUUUUAUUACAGUAUUUUUUCCAAAUAAAUGUUCUUACAAAAACACAACCUUUCUUAGUAUUUCACAUUAGUUGUGCCAAAUUUUUCAAUUUUUUAUAAACAUGUUUAGAUUUGUAAAUAAUAUAAAUGACUUGUAGCUUUGUCUAUAAUUUAAUUUUUGAAGUGGCUUAAGGUUUAAAUGUGAAAAAUGGCAGAUCUUCAAAAUAGACUCCAUAGGAGAUGCUAUCAUCUACUCAAAGAAAGUGGCGGCUCGUCAAAAACGCAGUACCUGUAUAAAGUAUUUGGGUUAAAUGAUGCUAGGAUUAUCAAAUGGGUAAUAGAGCACAUUGAAAAAAUGCAGUGUCAAAAUGUUUAUCAUGCAACCCAAAACUCAAUUAGUAUUUGUCUAAGUGGGUCUAAUUUACUAUCAAACUACAUGCUAGAUUAUUUCUCUGUUGAAAUUUGUGUAUUGAACAUCCUGUAUAAAUAGCUGAGAAAAUAAAUGGUUUUCAAGUAGGUACAUGUAGGGCAUAGGGGCUGGCCAAAACUUAUUUUGAAACUUUGUAUUCAAAAUAUAUUAGUUUUGUUCCAACACAGCAGGAAACCGUACAUUUUGCCGCCACGAUUUUGCGCAAAACCUAAAAUUUGUGUGUAGAAUCGGAAAUUUUUAUGCAAAGUGGUUUCGAAACCGUUCAUGAGACAGUUUUUGACGUGUUGGAACAGACCUAUUAUUUAUAAGAAUUUCUCUUGAUAUUCGCAAAUAAAAGUCCAUUAGACUGUAUA
Molecule: messenger RNA, 13555 nt
Organism: Ceutorhynchus assimilis (cabbage seed weevil)
Lineage: Eukaryota; Metazoa; Arthropoda; Insecta; Coleoptera; Curculionidae
Source: the annotation of a GenBank genome assembly